Molecule: messenger RNA, 4362 nt
Organism: Gasterosteus aculeatus aculeatus (three-spined stickleback)
Lineage: Eukaryota; Metazoa; Chordata; Actinopteri; Perciformes; Gasterosteidae
Source: RefSeq, a predicted model, not a curated record
CUGGAACCUUAAGGGCCCUUUGGGGGACCCCGUCUGAUAACCUCUUGGUGGAUCCCCUUCGUGCUUGGACAGACUGACCAGAAGAAGCCUGCAGAUGAAGACACGGGCGGUGAAACACGAGCAGACAGCGGUAUAGACUCGCUGCGCGGUGUCCAUCGCAAAAGCAGCUGCGCCUCUCCUGCCUUUCCCGACCGCUGGGCGAAGCCUCCCAUACUGAUGAGCGCAGGACGCCACGCGCCUCUUGACGUAGCCACGGACCGGGGCCGCGGUGCCACACUCGCCCGCGCGCGCGCGACGUGACUGACGCUCGACUGGCUUCGCAGGGCGGCCACAUCCGGCUCCCACCGUGAAUGCACUAGAAAAGUGUAGUCUCCUAACGCCGAGGACUGGACACCAGUCCCCCCCCCCCCAUCCGUUUGUCACCGCCACGCCGGGAGAGACGGAGCGGAGCGCGCGCGGCGUCGGGGUGCAGCCGUGAUGUGACUGUGUGUGUGUGUGUGUGAGCGCGACGACCACCGGACGAGGUGAAAAUCUGUGCGUUUUUUUGUUGUUGUUGUUUUUGUUGUUGUUGAGGGGCGCGAGGCGGUUUUGGACAGCAUGCAGUCAGCGGAGCAGCAGCUGCAUCCGCGGAGCGAGCCGUGACCACAGCCGGAUUCGGCAAAGGCGCGGCAUGCCCGCGGGCAUCGAGCCUCCGUCCGCCGGCAGCCGACAGCACCAGUGCGCCCCCUCGGCCCGCUGCCUCGCGGGUCUCCGCUGAAGUCCAACGGGGUCGGACGCGUCGAGGAGACGUCGCUGUCUGUUCCAGAGGCCGGGGCGCUUAUUAGCCCCCCCCCCCUCUCCCCCCACUCUCUCUCUCUCCCGCAUCUUCCACGUCCUGACUGACUGCAUGGACGCGGACAUCUAAACGACAGUCCGCGCGUCCCGCGGACCGCGCAUACCUUCGCAGCCGCCUCUUGACACCGAAUCGAUCGACGCGCGCCGCCCCGGAAAGGACCUUCUUGCCACCGAGAGGAGGGAUAUGCAGCAAGAGACUAACGUGACAGGAUGGAUCUAAUCGUCUGUGUUUUGGGGCUGCUGGCGCUGAUCGUGGAGGGCGUCCGCUGCCAGGGAGUGUACGCGCCGCCGUCCGUCCGCAUCGUGCACUCGGGGCACGCCUGCAAUGUCGAGGAGGAGCGGCACGCGGAGAGAGUCUACACCAUCCGGGAGGGGGAGACGCUGGAGCUCACCUGUCUGGUGACGGGGCACCCUCGACCGCAGAUCCGGUGGACCAAGACAGCGGGCAGCGUGUCGGACCGCUUCCAGGACUCCAGCGUGUUCAACGAGACGCUGCACAUCGCAAAGAUCCUGAGGACCCAGGGGGGCCGCUACUACUGCAAGGCCGAGAACGGCCUGGGAUCCCCGGCCAUCAAGUCCAUCCGGGUGGACGUCUACUACCUCGAGGACCCGGUGGUGACGGUGCACCAGAGCAUCGGAGAAGCCAAGGAGCAGUUCUACUACGAGAGGACGGUGUUCCUGCGCUGCGUGGCCAACUCCAACCCGCCCGUCCGCUACAGCUGGCACCGCGGGAGGGAGGUCCUGACGCAGGGCUCGGACAAGGGGGUGGAGAUCUACGAGCCCUUUUUCACUCAGCAGGGGGAAACGAAGAUUCUGAAGCUGAAGAACCUGCGUCCUCAGGACUACGCCAACUACAGCUGCGUGGCCUCCGUCCGAAAUGUGUGCGGCAUCCCCGACCGCAGCGUGAUCUUCAGACUCACCAAUAAGACAGCCUCGCCGUCCAUCAAGCUGCUGGUGGAGGAUCCCAUCGUGGUCAACCCUGGCCAGACGGUGUCCCUGGUGUGCAUCACCACGGGGGGCGAGCCGCCCCCCCUCCUCACCUGGAUCAGCAGCAAUGACAGCCUGCCGCAGAGGAGCGUGGUGAAGGGGGGCACGCUCACCCUGCCGGCCAUCACCUCGGACGAGGCGGGGGUCUACAGCUGCGUGGCCAGCAACAACGUGGGCAACCCGGCCAAGAAGUCCACCACCAUCGUGGUGCGAGCUCUGAAAAAGGGACGGUUCUGGAUCACCCCUGACCCCUACCACAACGACGACAACAUCCAGAUCGGACGCGAGGUCAAGAUAUCCUGUCAGGUGGAGGCGACUCCGCCGGAGGAGCUGACGUUCGGCUGGCUGAAAAAUGGCCGCGCGCUGCGGAGCUCGGAGCGAAUGGUCAUCACGCAGACGGACCCCGACAUCUCGCCCGGCACCACCAACCUGGACAUCAUAGACCUCAAGUUCACCGACUUCGGCACGUACACCUGCGUGGCGGCGCUGAAGGGGGGGGGCAUUCCCGAGAUCAGCAUCGACGUCAACAUCUCGUCCACGACUGUCCCUCCUCUGUUGUUCUCUUUCUUAGUUUCCCCCCACCUGACAGUGCCCGGGGGAAAGUCGCCCCUUGUGGGCCGCGAGGGCGACACAGUGGAGCUGGAGUGGCCUGUUUCCAGGGAGCCCCAAGCCAUCAUCCUGUGGUCCCCGGGCGACCAAGAGGCGCCCAUGCCGGACGCGCGCAUGCAGAUUAGAAGCUACCACGGCGUUCUCGUAUCCGUUAUGGUGUCCCCGGAGAUGACGGCGUCGUACCGCUGCCAGACCAACCAGUACAACGGCUUCACGUGAAGCCCCGGGAGGCCCGUGGUGGAGCUGAUCGUGCAAUACCCUCCGACGGUGGAGCCGGUCAACACGGAGAUGCGGCAGGGCCUGGGGAGGCCCGUGGUGAUGACCUGCCGCGUGCUGCGAGCGCACCCCUCCCGCGUGCUGCGCUUCGAGUGGCUCCUGUCCAACCGGCUGCUCCACGCCGGCGCCUUCGACGCCCAGAGGGACGAGACGGAGUACACCAUCCGCAGCCUGAACCGGGACGGCUGGGGCGAGUACACCUGCAACGUCAUCAACGAGGCCGGAGCGGGCAAGUGCACCUUCCAGGUCACAGGGAAGGGCUACGCUUCGGAGUUCUACUACGACACCCUAGCCCCGCUGUGGCAGAACCGGCCCAGAUCUACCGGCUUCCAGCUGCAGUGGACCCAGAUGGACCCAAACAUGGUGGACCGCAUCGUCGCCUACAGGCUGGGCAUCAGACAGAUGGGGCUGCAGCGCUGGUGGGAGCAGGAGAUCCCCGUGGACGGAGCCAUCAACAAGGGAGAGCUCAUGACGCACAACCUGACGGAGCUGAUGAAGCCGGAGUCCUACGAGGUGCGCCUCACGCCCAUCACGCGUUUCGGAGAGGGCGACUCCACCAUCCGGAUCAUCACGUACAGCGCGCCCGUCAACCCUCACCUGAGAGAGUUCCACUGCAGCUUCGAGGAGGAGACCAUCUGCAUGUUCACCCAGGACAAGAACGACGACUUUGACUGGACGCGGCACAGCGCCUCCACCCGCGACACCAAGUACACGCCCAACACCGGGCCCAGCGGCGACCGCACCGACUCCAAGCAGGGGUUCUACAUGUACAUCGAGACAUCGAGGCCCCGAAAGGACGGCGACCAAGCGCGACUCAUAAGUCCGUUUUUCAACGUCGCCCCGAAGAACCCUUACGGCAUCAACAACCCGCCCGCCUACUGCUUCGGAUUCUUCUACCACAUGUAUGGAAAACACAUCGGAACCCUAAACGCCCACCUGAAGCAGAAGGGCCAGACGGCCUCCGAGGCGCCGGUGUGGUCGCUGAACGGAAACCAGAACGACCGCUGGAAGCAGGCGAAAGUUAGCAUCCGCCCGACGGCGUCCUUCCAGGUGGUCCUCGAAGGUAUCCGAGGACCAGGCAUCGAGGGGGACAUCGCCAUCGACGACGUCACGCUGGAGGAAGGGGAGUGUCGAGACCCGCCGCCCAAUCUGAGCGCUAAGGCCCCGUCCACGUCCUCCCAUAUAUGGCUGCUGUGCGUCACCUUGGUGAUGACCCUCCUGCAAGGUCAGAGGUGACCCUCCUCUCCGUCAUCUCAGAGGCGAAUGUUCAGACCCGCCCCCCCCAGUCUGAGAACUGUACCCUCGGCAUCCAAUCACCAAAGAUCCAUGCAUCCUGGAAGCAGCAAGCGUCCCCUGCUAGACCUCGGAGGGACCGGAAAUUAACCAGAGAGAGAAAAAAAUGAAGAUUUUAAAAAAAGAUGCGCAAUUUUUUUUUUUUAAGAGAGACCUCUUUGACAGAAACGCCUCCUUGGUGCAGGACGGUGGACAUCUUUACGAGCACAAAGACAGGUGGGAGAUGAACAAGCCUGGACUUUGCCAAAAGAGUUCACAAGCGUCGGAGGAGGACUGUUUGUAAAGCACAAGAACAAUUUUAUGAAAUAUGAAAAUAAUCCACGGCAGCGGAACGCAGACACUGCUGACGCUUGAAGAGGAAAU